Messenger RNA from Prosopis cineraria, 3265 nucleotides. Its product is annotated as bifunctional aspartokinase/homoserine dehydrogenase, chloroplastic-like. The record is from RefSeq and is a predicted model, not a curated record. The transcript has 18 exons. Bases 247 to 2997 code for a protein of 916 amino acids. Gene Ontology annotation, biological process: aspartate family amino acid biosynthetic process; L-homoserine biosynthetic process. Gene Ontology annotation, molecular function: homoserine dehydrogenase activity; NADP binding; aspartate kinase activity. Lineage: Eukaryota; Viridiplantae; Streptophyta; Magnoliopsida; Fabales; Fabaceae.
UUUGACAAUGGAAAUGCAUCGAAAAUCAACGAUUUGAUAUUAUUGAGUGUUUACCCUGCGGCUGUCCCUAGUGGCUUGCUAGCUCCUGCUUUCUCUUCUCUGGGGGUGGCAGACUCGCCGAAUGCAUUAAGCCGCUCACUGAUUCGGAAUCCAGUGCACCUCAAUCAAUUGAAAUACUCUUCUCCUUUUCGAUUCCAAGCCGCCAACCAGUACUUUCAGAUUUUCCCUCUCUGCCGCGAAGAAGCCAUGGUGGUUUCCCUUUCUACUGUGAUCUCACACUCCUCCCGCAUUUUCCAUCCCAACAAUCUACUUCACCAGCACAGCGACACCUUCCAAUCUCAAUGCCGUCCCUCCCCUCUCUUGCACCGUCGCUUGCUUCCCCUUCGAAAGAGUCUUACUUCAGCUCGGGGAAGAGAAACACUAAAGAGUAGGAUACGUGCUUCGCUUACAGAUGUUUCAUUGGAUUUAUCUGUAGAGGAAAAACAGCUUCCCAAAGGAGAAACUUGGUCCGUUCAUAAAUUUGGAGGAACCUGUGUGGGAACCGCACUAAGAAUUAAAAAUGUUGCAGAUAUAAUAAUCAAUGAUGAUUCAGAAAGGAAAGUUGUUGUCGUCUCUGCUAUGUCAAAGGUGACAGAUAUGAUGUAUGACCUUAUUUACAAGGCUCAAGCACGUGACGAGUCCUAUAUAUCUGCACUAGACGCUGUUUUAGAGAAGCACAACUCUGCUGCACGUGAACUACUUGUUGGAGAUGAACUUGCUCUUUUCUUAUCAAAGUUGCACGAUGAUAUCAAUAACCUUAAGGCAAUGCUUCGUGCAAUUUACAUUGCUGGUCAUGCAACAGAAUCCUUUACAGACUUUGUAGUGGGGCAUGGGGAGUUAUGGUCUGCUCAUAUGUUGUCUUCAGUUAUUCGGAUGAAUGGGACUGACUGCAAAUGGAUGGAUGCAAGGGAAGUCCUUGUUGUAAAUCCAACUAGUUCUAAUCAAGUUGAUCCUGACUAUUUGGAAUCUGGGCGAAGACUUGAGAAAUGGUACUCUCUGAAUCCAUCUAAGGUUAUCAUUGCUACUGGAUUUAUUGCAAGUACACCUCAAAAUAUACCUACUACACUGAAGAGAGAUGGUAGUGAUUUCUCGGCAGCAAUUAUGGGUGCUCUCUUUAGGGCCCGCCAGGUCACAAUUUGGACAGAUGUUGAUGGUGUCUAUAGUGCAGAUCCCAGAAAAGUUAGUGAGGCUGUAAUUUUGAAGACAUUAUCGUAUCAAGAAGCAUGGGAAAUGUCUUAUUUUGGUGCAAAUGUUUUACAUCCCCGUACAAUCAUCCCAGUGAUGCAAUAUGACAUACCCAUUAUAAUUAGAAACAUUUUCAACCUCUCUGCCCCUGGAACAAAGAUUUGCCGUUCCUCCAUCAAUGAUGAUGAAGAUAUGCAGAACUUCAAUCAUUUUGUUAAAGGGUUUGCAACCAUUGACAACUUAGCACUUGUUAAUGUUGAGGGAACUGGAAUGGCUGGUGUUCCAGGGACAGCCAGUGCUAUUUUUUCUGCUGUAAAAGAUGUUGGAGCUAAUGUUAUCAUGAUAUCUCAGGCUAGUAGUGAGCAUUCUGUAUGCUUUGCUGUGCCUGAGAAGGAAGUAAAAGCUGUUGCUGAAGCAUUGCAAUCCAAAUUUCGUCAAGCUUUGGAUGCUGGGCGUCUAUCUCAGGUCGCAGUUGUUCCAAAUUGUAGCAUUUUGGCUGCUGUUGGCCAGAAGAUGGCAAGUACUCCUGGAGUUAGUGCUUCCCUAUUCAAUGCAUUAGCCAAGGCAAAUAUCAAUGUCCGUGCUAUUGCUCAAGGUUGUAGCGAGUACAAUAUCACUGUUGUUGUUAAGCGAGAAGAUUGUAUCAAGGCUCUUCGGGCUGUUCAUUCGAGAUUUUAUCUCUCAAGAACCACCAUAGCGAUGGGCAUUAUUGGACCUGGUUUAAUUGGGAGUGCCCUUCUUGACCAACUAAGGGAUCAGGCUGCUGUUUUGAAAGAAGAGUUUAACAUUGAUUUGCGUGUAUUGGGCAUCAUUGGUUCGAAGUCAAUGAUUCUUAGUGAUCUGGGUGUUGACUUAGCUCAAUGGAGAGAAAUUCGAGAGGAAAGAGGAGAAGCAGCUAAUUUGAAAAAAUUUGUUCAACAUGUGCAUGGAAAUCAUUUUAUACCUAACACAGUUUUAGUGGACUGCACAGCUGACUCCGUCAUUGCAAGCCAUUACCAUGACUGGUUGCGCAAAGGAAUGCAUGUAGUCACCCCCAACAAAAAGGCAAAUUCAGGACCCCUUGAUCAGUAUUUGAGGUUAAGAGCUCUUCAAAGACAAUCCUAUACUCAUUACUUCUAUGAAGCUACUGUUGGAGCUGGUCUUCCAAUCAUUGGCACUUUGCAGGGCCUCCUUGAAACUGGAGACAGAAUAUUGCAAAUUGAAGGCAUCUUCAGUGGGACUUUGAGUUACAUCUUUAAUAACUUUAAAGAUGGUCGGCUUUUUAGUGAGGUAGUUGCUGAAGCAAAGGAAGCAGGUUAUACUGAGCCAGAUCCAAGGGAUGAUCUUUCUGGAACAGAUGUUGCUAGAAAGGUUAUAAUUCUUGCACGGGAAUCUGGUUUAAAGCUGGAACUAUCUGAUAUUCCUGUCGAGAGCCUUGUACCAGAACCCCUAAGGGCUAGUGUAUCGGCUCAGGAGUUUAUGCAACAACUACCUAAAUUUGACGAAGAUAUGAUAAAGAAACAACAGGAUGCUGAUAAUGCUGGGGAAGUUUUGAGGUACGUUGGGGUGGUGGAUGUGACUAAUCAAAAAGGAGUGGUGGAGCUACGAAGAUACAAGAAGGAUCAUCCAUUUGCACAAUUGUCCGGGUCGGAUAAUAUCAUUGCAUUUACAUCGAGAAGGUAUAAUAAGCAGCCUCUGAUAGUUCGGGGUCCAGGUGCUGGUGCUCAAGUCACAGCUGGUGGCGUAUUCAGUGACAUUUUACGUCUUGCCUCAUACCUUGGUGCCCCAUCAUAGGGUAGUCAUUCUGCUAGCAUUAAUUUUGAAUCCAAGUUGUACUUUUAGCCUUAGCCUUUGCUCUCCAUGUUAGCUUGUUGGAGCUUGGAGCAACGUCGUACAAUAUAUGUCUUGGCUUGUUCUUCGAAUGGAUAGGCCUUUUUCUUUUAUUAAUUUAGGCGUGCUAUGUUGAUUCCCUUGCUUCUUUAGGCAUUGACAGAUCUUGAUGGGAUUGUCUCCCUAAUUUAAAACUAAAGUAGGCAACUAGAAGCAUUUUUGUUUUGCAUUA